This is a messenger RNA of Leishmania mexicana MHOM/GT/2001/U1103, 783 nucleotides long. RefSeq names its product putative N-acetyltransferase subunit ARD1. The record is from RefSeq and is a predicted model, not a curated record. Gene Ontology annotation, biological process: N-terminal peptidyl-glutamic acid acetylation. Gene Ontology annotation, cellular component: NatA complex. Gene Ontology annotation, molecular function: protein-N-terminal-glutamate acetyltransferase activity; protein N-terminal-serine acetyltransferase activity. The transcript has a single exon. Lineage: Eukaryota; Euglenozoa; Kinetoplastea; Trypanosomatida; Trypanosomatidae. The coding region runs from base 1 to 783 and encodes 260 amino acids.
AUGCAGCUCCGUCGCGCCACCAUGGAGGACAUGUACGAGAUGCAGCACAGCAAUCUCCGCUGUCUUCCGGAGAACUACAACCUGCGGUAUUACUACUACCAUCUCUUGUCAUGGCCGCAGCUGCUCUACGUGCAGCAAGAUUAUAAUCGCAACACCGUGGGGUAUGUUCUAGGCAAGAUGGACGACGAGGAGAUGCCAGAUAAGAAACACGGGCACAUCACGUCCUUGGCUGUGCUGCGCUCGCAUCGCAAGCUCGGCAUCGCGUCGCGAGUGAUGCGGGCGACUAUGAAGGAGAUGGACGCUGAGUACGGCGCUCACUACUGCUCUCUGCAUGUGCGCAAGACAAACGACGCCGCACUACACCUCUAUCAGGACACCCUCGGCUUUCGCUGCGUUGGCGUAGAGGAGAAGUACUACAUGGACGAGGAGGACGCGUAUCACAUGAAGAGCUUCUUCCACCAGCCGAAUCCCGGCUCCUACGUCGACGAUCACAAGCGGCUGAUCCGCAAGGCGGUGCCGGGUGAGGUGGAAGGCGGCCCGGCCACAUCUGGCGCGUUGUCGCCGGCGGCCGGCGGACACGGCGGGGACAAGAAUGGCAAGAGGGGGAACGAUAAGGCCGCCAAGGAGAUCUCCGCCAAGGAGCGGGAGGCGGCGAUGGCCGAGCUGCUGAGGCUGGAGGCAGGCGGCAAGGGCAAGGUCGCGGCUGGUGGUGCUGGGGGAAAGGGCAAGAGCGGCAACAGCGGCGGCGGCGGCGGGAAGAGAGGCAGCGGGCGACAGAGGUAG